CAGCUCCACGCAGCUCGUACUUCACGGGCAGCCGGCGGAGGAGAGCCACCAGUCCGAGUUGGUUGAUCCGAGGCGACGCAGCAGCACCGACUGGCAUCCGCGCCGGAGAGGACCGAGAGCGCGUUCACUGCACACACACACACACACACACACUCACAGACAAACACACACAUCACCCCGUGCACGCCAGGAUGAUGAACGCACUCUGGAGGUUUGGACACUUCGGACAGCAGCGCUCGGUGGAAAACGGGAUUUAGUGGAGAAGUUGCUUCGCAGCGGCGGCGGUGCCCGAGCCGAGGACUCGGUCCGGUCCGGUCCGGUCGUGAGGAGGAUUUCUCCAAACCGCUGCCUGAAGCGCGAGGACCUGCGGAUAUUAAAGUAGUUUUAUGGGUUUUUGUGAAGUUUACCGGAGAAUAACGGCGGGUUUUCUUCUUCUGAACGCUCGGUGACAUCUGAGAGGCUGUGACUGUCACAACGGGAUACUCUGGGUCAGUGGCGGGGAGUCGUUGUCGGAUAGUUUCUUGCGGUGUCGGAGGCCGCUCUUCUGCCAAACAGCAUGCGGACGGAGGAUGUUGUCUGAGUCCGAGUCGGGCUUUGCUGCUCUGCGUCUCAACUCGCCGUCCAGAGGAAUGACGGCUCUGUGGUGCUCACUCUGGAUUUCUCUCCUCCUGCCUCUCGUCGUCACCCCGGCCAGGCUGCCCACUGCUCAGCCGACAGACUCUGUGUCCAGUGAGACAGCCUUCCUGGAGGACUAUGUUCGGGGCAUGGGGGACGACCUGGAAAUGUCAUGUGACCUGGAAGACCACUCGGAGCCUGUCAUAUGGUACAAAGAUGGCACCGGGCUGAUGCCCAGCAACCGGACGCGGCUGGGCCAGAGGGUGUUGCACAUCAUCAACGUGUCGUACGAGGACUCGGGCGUCUACUCGUGCCGGCUCGCCCACAGCAACACGCUGCUCAACUACACCCUCCGAGUGACAGAUUCUCUGUCGUCUGGUGAUGACGAAGAUUAUGACGAAGAUCCAGAAGAUGGAGGUAAUGGAAAUGAGGCUCCAUUUUGGACCAGGCCUGACCGGAUGGACAAGAAGCUCUUGGCCGUUCCAGCCGCCAACACUGUCAAAUUCCGCUGUGCCGCUGCCGGAAACCCAAUGCCGACUAUCCACUGGCUGAAGAACGGCAAAGAGUUCAAGGGAGAACAGAGGAUGGGAGGCAUCAAGCUGAGACACCAGCAGUGGAGUCUGGUGAUGGAGAGCGCCGUGCCGUCAGACCGGGGAAACUACACCUGCGUGGUGCAGAACAAGUAUGGCGCCAUCACCCACACGUACCAGCUGGAUGUGCUCGAGCGUUCCCCUCACAGGCCCAUCCUCCAGGCGGGGCUGCCGGCCAAUCAGACGGUGGUGGUGGGCAGUGACGUGGAGUUCCACUGUAAGGUGUACAGCGACGCCCAGCCGCACAUCCAGUGGCUCAAACACAUCGAGGUCAACGGCAGCCGCUACAGCCCCGACGGCGUUCCCUACGUCAACAUCCUGAAGACGGCUGGUAUUAACACUACAGAUAAGGAGCUAGAGGUUCUCUUCUUGACCAAUGUGUCUUUUGAGGAUGCGGGCGAGUACACUUGUCUGGCAGGGAACUCUAUCGGCUAUACUUACCACUCUGCCUGGCUGACGGUGCUUCCAGCAGUGAGCCCGGAGAAGGAGGACUACUAUGCUGACAUCCUGAUCUACGUGACCGGCUGCGUGCUCUUCAUCCUCGCCGUGGUCAUCGUCGUCCUCUGCCGCAUGAGGAUGACCACGCAGAAGACACUGCCGACGCCGCCCGUGCAGAAACUGUCAAAGUUCCCCCUCAAGAGACAGGUAACAGUGUCCUUGGAUUCCAACUCCUCCAUGAACUCCAACACCCCGUUGGUCCGGAUCGCCCGCUUGUCGUCCAGCGACGGACCGAUGCUCGCCAACGUCUCGGAGCUGGAACUGCCCUCUGACCCCAAAUGGGAGUUUCCUCGAACACGGCUGACUCUGGGUAAACCUCUGGGCGAGGGUUGCUUCGGUCAGGUGGUGAUGGCCGAGGCUGUCGGCAUCGACAAGGAGAAGCCCAACAAGCCGCUCACUGUUGCUGUGAAAAUGCUGAAAGACGAUGCCACAGAUAAGGAUUUGUCAGACCUGGUGUCAGAGAUGGAGAUGAUGAAGAUGAUUGGAAAACACAAAAACAUUAUCAACCUGCUGGGAGCGUGCACGCAGGACGGUCCUCUGUAUGUCCUUGUGGAAUACGCCUCCAAAGGCAACCUGAGGGAGUACCUGCGGGCGCGCCGGCCGCCGGGCAUGGACUACUCCUUCGACACCUGUAAGAUCCCAGACGAGCAGCUCACCUUCAAAGAUCUGGUGUCCUGCGCCUACCAGGUUGCCAGAGGCAUGGAGUACCUCGCCUCGCAGAAGUGCAUCCACAGAGACUUGGCUGCCAGGAACGUCCUUGUGACGGAGGACAACGUUAUGAAGAUCGCCGACUUCGGUCUCGCCAGAGACGUGCACAAUAUAGACUACUACAAAAAGACCACGAACGGCCGUCUGCCCGUGAAAUGGAUGGCUCCGGAGGCUCUGUUCGACCGGGUCUACACGCACCAGAGCGAUGUGUGGUCUUAUGGGGUGUUGUUGUGGGAGAUCUUCACCCUGGGAGGUUCGCCGUACCCAGGAAUCCCAGUAGAGGAACUCUUUAAGCUGCUGAAGGAGGGACAUCGGAUGGACAAACCUGCCAACUGCACCCAUGAACUGUACAUGAUCAUGAGGGAGUGCUGGCAUGCGGUGCCAUCACAGAGGCCGACCUUCAGACAGCUGGUAGAAGAUCACGACCGGGUUUUAUCAAUGACCUCCACCGAUGAGUACCUGGACCUGGCGGUGCCCUUCGAGCAGUACUCACCCACCUGUCAGGACUCCAACAGCACCUGCUCCUCAGGAGACGACUCGGUUUUCGCCCACGACCCGCUGCCUGACGAGCCCUGUCUUCCCAAACAGCUCCCCAGUAACGGGGUGAUUAGGACAUAAAACCGGAACUGUGGAGGGCGGCCGGGGGGUCGGUCGGACUUUAACCUCCUCCCCUCACAGUUUGUGUGACUAACAUACACCUCUCAGUGACUCAAGCUCCUCAAGAUAUGGAAAUGAAAAGUCUGCAUGCAAUACUUCCACAGUGCUUCAGCUCUUCGAUUCGUCUUAAAGUCUCGGUCGAAAAUCCUCUUUGACUGAGUUUUCUUCCUCCUCCUCCUCCCAAGGGACUCUUGAAACAUUGAAGGAUUAUUUUUUGCCGUUGAACCAUGUUUGUGUUCUUUUCAGAAAUGAAAUUAUAUUUUUGUACUUGGGCCAGUCUUUUGUUACGGACAAUCUGUGGGGGGAAACCAUUCCGUGCCUACUGGGAUAAAAAAACCUCCUGAGACUGAAAAAAAGGGACGUAGGUGGAGGGAAUGAAGGGCAUUGGUCAGUGACUGGUUGGUGAUCCAGUAGGCGAGGACCUUUAGGAUCGCGAUAAGCGCUCGAGGUCUUCAAGAAAAAUCCGCUGACAAGAUACCAGCAAAGCCAGAAUCAACUCCACGAUGGGACUCGUUCUUCCGAAGACACUCGAUAACUUGUCUCAGCUUUUACAGGAGACGUUCAACAACAACAGAGAGGAUCAACAUGAGCAUAUUAAUGUUUUCUCAUGAUUCAUACGCCAUCGUCACGUUUUUUUCGCAUCCCGAAAACAAAAGAAACAGUUUUGUGUUAAUCAUGGAACAAAUUCCUCAUCAGACGUGAGGCGAAGCUUCAGGGCUGUUCAUAAUUAAUACAGUAAGGUUCAGAGGUUGUUGUUGGGAUUUUUUUUAUGUAUCUAGAAAAUGAUUUAUUGUAAAUAUAUAAAUGCAAAUAUGUAUCAUAUUGCUGUCCACAGCCAUGUACUUAAAAGACAAAAAAUUACAUUUUUUAAAGUAUUGUUUUAGGAUGGAAGCAUUGCAAUCUAGAAGACACUGUCAUGAAAGUGUAAAUCAUUUAAUCAAGAAAAGGUUUAUUUGAAUAAUUAACGUGUAUAUUUGUAAAGAUAUUUAUAGACUUAACAUGUGGUUCUUAAGUUCGAAAGGUCUAGUUUAGGAUUUUAGUACUGUACGCAAAGAUUUUUAUUUCAAUUUUUUUUUGUAACUUAUUUUACAACAGAACUGCGACGUUAUUUUUCACAGCUGGCAGACUCUUCCGGUUUUUGAUUCAUCUUUUUUUUUUGUCGUUUGUUCGUUUGUUCGUUUACAGUUUCAAGAAAUUAGAAUGUAUGACAGACGCGGAGAUGAUUUUUUUAGAGAGCGCGGCGUGAGGAGGACGCGUGAACCGAACGCUCCUCCAGAAAAGGAGCCGGACGUUUUUUUAUGUUUUUUUAUCCGCUGAGUUCAAAUUCUGGUUUGAAAAGUUGACGUUUGCGAUAUCAAAGCAACGAUUAACUCUUGCUGGGCAAGAAAAUGGCAGCGCUUGGUUGAUAUGUACCAGAGAGGCCUUUUAGUAUAACUGAAGUACUUAAAGACACGUUGAACACCAACAACAACGAGCUGUGAAUCAUAAAAACGCCUUCAGAGAACCUCAGCAGCAUGUUCGAGGAAACAUCCCCCUCAUGCUUUCACACUUUAAACACUUCAUACGUGCACGGCAUGUGCAGAAUAUUCAUUUCAAAUAUCCAGAAUGGCCACGAUGGAACAGAAAAUGUCCAUGGCACGUACGCGACUGUACUCCAAAUCCCACAAUGCAAUGUAAAUUAUCGUCAGCUAGUGCACAAGAGCAAUUUCAGACUCAGAAUGCAAAGAAAGUUAACACAGUCACACAGUCUAUCAGUCAGUUAUCUGGUGUGUUAAAGCGUUCUCUGUAAAGGCUUCAGACUCUCAUAUUGUAACAGAAAGGUCACAGGGUCGAUGCUAACAAGCUGUGUGCACACUCAGCUUGAAGGCCGAAAUGCUGCAAUGUCCUUUUGUGCUUGAGUGUUACUAAAAAACAAAAAAACUGCCCAGACGUUUGAGGUUUUAUCGCUGCUCUAUAGUAUUAAUACUGAAAUAAAUGAAGGCAUGCUGUGAGGCUGACAGACCACACAGCAAAUAAAGUAUAUAUACAGUAUAUAUAUAUGGGUUUGUUAAAGGAGACUCUGAAGUCUGUGGUGGAUCCUUCUUCAAGCUUAGUGUGCUAAAAUAAAACUUUUUUUUUUUUUUUUAAAGUGCCAAAUUAGUCUUACAAGUCUCCUUCACCGAGUUCUCCAGAUCUCUGAACCAAAUACUGCACUGUGGAAUGUAGGCGGGUGGGCGGAGGAUGCACGUGCAGGAUCGCCACACGGAUAUUUCCCCCUUCGUUUAUGCAGUCGUCUCUCCAGCUGAGCCCCGAAAAAAGAGCGAAGGGUUGAAAUGUUUACAGUCCGUUCGUAGCAAAGUUCGGAAACGUGAUUCGCUCGCUGCUAAAUGGAAAACCGUGCUAACACUUUGCUGUGCGAUGGCCUUACUCCAGUGUGUGAACUGAAUCUGUAUCUACCCAACAAGACUGUGUCAGUACUUAGAGAAAUCUCCCCAAUAUUUAAAGUACUUAAAGCGUGAACGUUUGUAUUUAAUUCUGUUGCUACACUGGGAGAGUUUUGUGUGUUUUUAGCACCAGGUUAUGAACUCUGUGAUUGGUUUAUGCACACAAACUCUGUAAAGUGAAAGGUGACACACACUUACUGAUAUUUCUGUUUUCAGUCGGCCCCCGAUGAAGUGCCUGGAAUAAUUUAGCGAACAAAAAGGAGAUUGAUGGAUUGAUUCUGAUCACGUUCUGAAUGUAUAAGUGCAAAAAUAAAAUUUAAAAAACAGCAGUUCUCACUAGAAGCAGGCUAUGUGUACAUAUUAGCCCGAUUUCGAUUUUUUUUAACAAGGCAGACAGAAAGGCACUUGUGUAAAGGUUGGAUGGAUCUAAUGAAACGGAUGCUGUUUUAUUUAUUCUUCCAUGCUGGGUAAAAGCUUUCCCUAUGGUGAGAGUGUUUUUAUUCAUAGCUAUCUGCUUUUCAGUGUUGUUUUCAUUAAAGAGCCACAAGAUGAUGAUGACGAUGAUGAUGACGAUGAUGAUGUAGUCAUUUUAAUAGAUACUGAUGCCCCAUCAGGCUUCGCCCCGGCUUAAUUUAUCCUUUAUUUUAUCUGGAUGCCCUCCCUCGCCUUUUCUUCUGUAUCCUCUUCGCUCUCUGCUCUGAUACUGACAGCCUCUGUCUCUUAGAUCAAAAAAUGAUGUGUUGUUUUUAAUAUCUGUCUUGUUUAUGGCAACUAAAGCAAAGUGUGGCCUGAUGAGUGCAGUCAGCUCAUGGAUUAAAAACACGUUGUGUCCAAGCAUCGCUCCUUUCCUGAGUCAUAACUCAGUUAAAUCUGAACACACACAGACAUAAUCAACAUAUAUUCAAACAUCAGAGUAAAAUAUGAUUGUUAUAAUACCAGGACUUGCCUAGAAUUAAGCUUCUUCAGUAUUGACGUAACACUAAUAGUUAUAUAACUUUUAAUUGUGCCAAUUUGCCAAAUCAUCCAAGGCUUCGAGCUUGUGAGGCGUUUCCCACGGCAACCGUUGACUUGACAUUUGAGGGCCGGCGUUGCUAAGGGCCAGCGUUGCUAAGGGCCACGCUGUCAAUUACCGCAGCGAGCUAACUCGCUCGUGUAGCAUUCGUUAUGUACAACUAAUUAACUGCAAAACAUUCGGGAGGAGCCAAAACACAGGAGUCAUUUCAGAAUGAACAUUAUCAUCAGCUCUGGUGCAAAAACAUGAGCCAUGGCCUUUAAAAGCUGCUGAACAGACAGAUGUUGAAAACAAAUGGUUUGCAGGGUGAACACGCUUUCUUUGCUAUCGAUGAAUGAACAGCACAGCCUCAGCAGGGAGGGACUCUUACUGUAUGUACAGCCACACAUCGGCCUUGAACCACCUGUCGUCUUUACUCUGACUGACUAAUUUAUUCUGAUUUUCUGUUGGACAAAAAGAAUCAGGAGUGAAGAUGAAGCUGGAGGAGAGCCGUGCGUGUCACUCCGUCUCUUCCAGAGAAAUCCAAAUAAUCCACAUUUAUUUCAUUUGUUUUAUCCAGGUUAGUUUUCACGCAGCUUUUUCAUCCCGUGUUCAUUUUUUCUGCCGCAGUUCUAACCUGACAUUUAGUCCAGAUUAAUUUAUAGUUUUGCUUUUACGUUGCUGAUGUACAUGGGUAGAGUUUUAUGUAGCUGUGAGCUGUUUUGUACGAAUCUUAGAGAGGAAGCGACUU
Molecule: messenger RNA, 7233 nt
Organism: Larimichthys crocea (large yellow croaker)
Lineage: Eukaryota; Metazoa; Chordata; Actinopteri; Sciaenidae
Gene: fgfr3
Product: fibroblast growth factor receptor 3
Exons: 18
Coding region: 570-3029 (819 amino acids)
Biological process (GO): multicellular organism development; protein phosphorylation; positive regulation of MAPK cascade
Cellular component (GO): plasma membrane; signaling receptor complex
Molecular function (GO): fibroblast growth factor receptor activity; fibroblast growth factor binding; ATP binding
Source: RefSeq, a predicted model, not a curated record